UAUGAAUUCUACUCAAUUCGUUAGAUAAAUAGAAAGUGAAGAUUUAAAUUCUCUCUAAAUAUCUAAAUUAACUCUCAACUCAAGAGUAGAUUAAGAGUCAAUAAUUUAAGCUGACUUAAGUGGAGACAAUAUAUUUUGUUACCUGAACCUUUCAGAUUCCACUUAAAAAAGAGAAUGCUCAUGUGAUGUAGAUAAAGAUCCUUAAUAGGUAAGAACUAAAACUAAAAAAGACAACUUCAUAAUUAAAAACUAAAAUUUCUAAUAAUAAUAAGAAUACGUAUACGAAUGUGGAUAUUGUCUUAAGAUUUUUCCUUAUUUUCGUAGUCUUGGAGGACAUGUUCAAAAAAACCAUAGAAUAGAGAAGAAUUAGAAUGCCACAAUCUCAUCUAUCAGAUUGAGAAUAAGACCUGUUCGGAAUGGUUAACAUUGAAUUUGAAUUCAAAUUCCUCCACAUACCUA
This is a messenger RNA of Paramecium sonneborni, 459 nucleotides long. The record is from the annotation of a GenBank genome assembly. NCBI's taxonomy places the organism in Eukaryota, Ciliophora, Oligohymenophorea, Peniculida, Parameciidae.